AUGCAAGAGAAGGGGGCUAAGGUUGUGGAGACGCAAGUACCUUUUGCAUGUUUCUUCAAGGUAAAUCGCCACCCUCAAAUGAUGAUGGGUGGUCCGAAUCCACAAAUGGGACCUGGAGGACAUGUGGGAGGAUCCAUGGACCCGCAACAUGACCAACAACAGGUCUACAAUCAAAAACUGCGAAUGCUAAGACCGUACUGCGAGAAUCUCAAGCUGCGGGCACAGCAGUGUCGCAUGGAAGGAAAUAUGGAGGCCGCCCAGAAAUUGGAGACAAUGCUUGGCGUGUUGGAAGGCAGGCGUGUCGUCAGUCUGGAAUAUCUGUUGAACCUUGAAAAUUGGAUUCACAAAAAGGCUGACUUCCUGGCAGCAACCACUCACAAUCCUCAUGCGGCAGCCAUGCAAAAUGGUCAUAUGGGUAUGGCUGGGCAAGGAAUGGUUGACGGGAUCAAUGCUGUCUUGAAUGCAUCGUCCGAUCACCAUCCUUCAAUGUAUGGCGCUCCACAAGGAGGCUAUCCACCUCCCCCAAUGCACCAAGGCAGUUAUCCACCUAUGCAUCCACAACAAAUGUGGCCACCUCCACAACACAUGCAACAAGGGUUGAUGAUGGGACCUCCGAUGAAUCAGUCCGCAGGUGGUGGUCCAAUGCAAACCUACAGGGAGUCACCGGUUGAGCACCACCGGCCAUAUCCAUCCAUGCGACCGCAGAUGCGACCUCCACCAGUUCUUCAGCCGAUGCAACAACCAGUAGAUCCUUCACGAAUGGGAGUCAAUUCCAUGGAUCCAAUGAUGAACACACCCUCAACUCCAGCUGGUUUAUCUUCGAGCCAGGGAGCAAGAGGCCCUCUACCGCUCUCUUCGAACCCUGCUACCUCAACCACUACGACAAAUGUUGGCGGUUCAGGUGGAGGUAACGGUAGUGCUGGAAGUGCAGGAUCUGCUGAGCAGCCUGGUGUUGACGACCUCUAUAAUAUGGACGAUUUCCUCCCCACUCCCUUGGAAGCUGUUGGCAACAUGCAACCACCAGGGAGCAAACCAUCGAUUCCCGAAGCAGCUCGACGAGAGUUGUCUCAACUGUCGGAUAGGUUUGAGUUUGACUACACUACGGAAAGUCAUCAUGAUCCCCUGUCAGCUUUGGUGAAGUGCAAAAUA
This is a messenger RNA of Cooperia oncophora, 1149 nucleotides long. The record is from the annotation of a GenBank genome assembly. Lineage: Eukaryota; Metazoa; Nematoda; Chromadorea; Rhabditida; Trichostrongylidae.